Molecule: messenger RNA, 1715 nt
Organism: Dendronephthya gigantea
Lineage: Eukaryota; Metazoa; Cnidaria; Anthozoa; Malacalcyonacea; Nephtheidae
Exons: 16
Coding region: 93-1553 (486 amino acids)
Source: RefSeq, a predicted model, not a curated record
GGCUGUAUCGCGAGUUGAUUUACACAACUGAAGUUGCACAUAAAAUGGAAUUUUAAAAUAUUUUCUUUUCUAUUACUGUGUAUAAAUACGAGAUGGCUGCAAUAAGAGUUCAGAACUACUUAAAAAAGCAUAAAAUUGGGCCGUUAUUCGAGUCAUUAAUGGCAAGUGUCAUUCAGGACACACCAGAUGAUCCAAUUGGAUAUAUAAUUGAAAUUCUACAAGUAAUGCAUAAGAAACAGUCCAAGCAACUUGAAAGUAGUUUUAAUAAUCACAUGUCACCCAGAUCAUCUUUAAGGCAGACAAAUCAUCCACAAAGUGGGGGUAAUAAGAGAAGGUCAGAUCAUAAUUUGGCUGCAUCCUGGUCUGCUGGUGUGGAUCGACCGGAAUCUAAAAAACAGGAAAAUCAAUUGAGAACUUGGACUGGAAAUUAUUUUAAAACUAUUAAGAAUGAAACAUGGUCAGGUGAUAGACAAGAGUCUAAACCUUCGUGGAACAAUGACACUCGCGUUCCAACUAAGGACUUUGAUGAGCUGUUUCAAAUGCAGAACGAAGGUGCAGCUCAGAUCAAAUCCUCGCCAAAUCAAGAUAUAUAUCGUGGGGUUCGAAGCUGGGACGACGGCGAGAGCAGACGUUCUGAACAAAAGAUUUCAUAUGAAGCAGAUGACAAUGAUGAACUAAGCAGAGAACUUCGUUUGAAAUCGAAGCAAUCAGAUAAAAAUAUCCACCAACCUGUAUCAAUGACAUCUGGGGGUCGAUCUAUAAAAACAAGCAGACAAGCAGUUGAGAAGCACCGCAAAGAAUUGCAGGCGCUGCUGUUGGAAGAUGGUCCGGGGAAAAAGAGAAGAAGUACAAAAAAUUCCUCUCCAGAGGAACGUGGAACAGAAAUAAUGGAAAGAAUGGAAGAUUUACAGAACGAAGGAGUAAAUGAAACGCCAUCUCUCAAAGGAGCUAAACUCGAUAAAUUAAAACGGAUGGGAAAUAAAGAAGUUUCCGUCACAAUUUGUGCAAGAUGUGCCAGAAUAAUUGGUGAUAACGAUAACAGUUUGUCUGAAGCCGAGAGAGGUGAUUUUAAUUCAAGGCUGUUCGACGAUCUCAACAAAAAACAAGACCUCAAUGAUCUUGACAGUGCUUCUGAAACAAGUGGAAAUAUGGGAUUGAGGGAAAGAAAUACGUGGCCUUUGUCAGACAGUGAACAAGAACUGACACCGAGAAAUACCGUGUCUUUCAACAAGACGUUUGAUAGAUCUUUCCCAAAUGGAUCUGAAAAUGGGUUCAACAACUCUAGUGACAUCUUCGAUGAUGAUAUUCCAGUUGAAACGCAGCGAUCAUCGCGGUCAAAGACGUCGUCACGAAGUCGCAACAGUCAUUUCGACUUCACAAAAGCAGCUGGAAAUAGCGGCUGGGGCUUAGGUGGUGACGAAUCUGACAACGAGAGUAACUAUUCUGAUACUAUGCAGCCACGAUCUAAGUCACAGGUCUCUGGCAGUAUUAAAGGCCGUGCGUGGAACAGAAACUCUGGGAACAUCAGUGAUGACGACAGCACGAUGACGUGAUCUGGGCGCUUUUUGGAAUAUUGUUUUGAUGUUUUCAUCAAUAAUAAUCAUUAUGACGUAGAGUAAAUUAUUAGAGUAAAUUAAUGUUAGAUUAUAUAUUGAACGAGGUAUGACUCGUUACACUUAAUGUUUAAAUUAUUAGAGGAAAUAAAAUUAAUAGAU